ACCCUAGCUCAACGUCCCCUUCACGACUGCAAUCCUCCGGUGAGAGAUCCGGGAUGAAGAACCUUAAACUCUCAUCGGUGUUCUCAUCGGUGAUUGAGCUGCAAUCCGAGCAUGAGAACCUUCUCUUUUCCGCUUUCGACAUCGAGAACAAUCGCAUCUUCUUCGCCUCCUCCACCAACUCCAUCUACACCUUGCAACUCCCGUCGGCUCAGAAUGAAGGGCUAUCGGGCAAAGCUUAUUUGAGCCUAGAAGCUGAGGAAAAGGCUUUAGAACCUGAUGACCACAUUACAGAUAUGGAGUAUCUGAUGGAGAAGGAGGCUUUGAUUCUUGGGACUUCUGAUGGUUACCUUUUACUGCAUAGUCUGGACCCUAAAGCAACUAACCUUGUUGGUAAGGUGGAAGGUGGAAUUAGGAGCAUUUCCUGCAGCCCAGAUGGGGCUCUUAUUGCCAUAAAAGGUGGUUUAGGGCAGUUGCUGGUCAUGACUCAUGAUUGGGAUGUUUUGUAUGAAACUACAGUCGACGUUCAACUUCAUAAUAAUGUGGUUGCAGGUGAUGCUAGCAAUUCUUCCAUUGAUAAUUUCCAAAGUCCUAUAUCCUGGCGAGGUGAUGGUAAAUACUUCGCGACUUUGGCUAGAGAUAAUGAUUCUUUGAUGCCAGAGCUUAAAAUUUGGGAGCGAGAAUCUGGAACACUGCAUGCAACUUCUGGCUCCAAGUCUUUUGUUGGAACAUCUUUGGAUUGGAUGCCUGCUGGAAGCAAGGUGGCAGCAGUCUAUGACAGGAAGGCUGAAGAGAAAAGUCCCCUCAUUGUAUUUUUUGAGAAGAAUGGAUUAGAGAGAAGCUCUUUUACUGUUGAUGGACCAGUGGAGACAAUAAUUAAAAGCUUAAAAUGGAAUAGUAAUUCGGAUCUCCUUGCGGCCUCUGUUUCUUAUAGUGAUUAUGAUGCUCUAAAAAUUUGGUCUUUCAGCAACAACCAUUGGUACUUAAAGCAAGAGAUAAGAUAUUCAAAGGAAGAAGGAAUGAAGUUUACUUGGGAUCCUACAAACCCAUUGCAUUUGAUCUGUUGGAAUCGACUUGGUAAGGUCAAUAGUUAUAACUUUAUUUGGGCAACUGCUGUCACGGAGACUACCAUUGCAUUGGUUAUUGAUGGCAAUAAAGUACUAGCAACCCCCCUUGCCUCUGCUCUAGUGCCUCCUCCUAUGUCUCUUUUCCACCUGAAAUUUCAUGAUGCUGUUCAGGACAUUGCAUUUAUCUCUUAUGAUGCAAAGAGCCAUUUGGCUGCAUGCCUCUCUGAUGGUCAUUUAUGCAUAGCAGAACUUCCUAGCACAGAUGCAUGGGAACAAUUUGAAGACGGGGAGUAUGUGGUUGAACCUUCACAUUUUGAUGUAUCUCUUGGGACCUUUAUGCACCUGACUUGGUUAGAUUCACAUACAUUGCUUGGUCUAGCCCCCUACCAGGCUGAUUCGUUUUCAACAGCAUCAUGUGGAGAUAAUGAGCUUGAUAAUCAGAAGUUGGCACAUUCUCCUGGCUAUAGUUUGCAUGAGAUUGAAAUUCUUUGCUCCGAGAAUUCUGUACCUGGUUCAAUCAAUUCAUCAGGGUGGUACACGAAGAUCUCCAGGAGUAUUCCUCUGGAGAAGUUUGUUAUAGGUAUUGCCAGUAAUCCUGCUAAAAGACGUUCCGCAUUUGUUCAAAUUAAUGGAGGAUCUAUUCUUGAGCAUUCUUCAGAAAUGAGGGCUGGGGGCAUGUCUACUAAGUCACAUCUUGGUCAGUUUGAUUCUGAUUGUGGAUUUACAUCCUCUUGUCCUUGGAUGAAAGCUAUUCUUAUUUGUGACCACGGCAUUAGCAAACCAUUAUUGUUUGGGCUUGACAAGGAUGGUAGACUGCAUGUUGGGAGACGGAUAAUAUGCAGAAAUUGCAGGAGUUUUUCAUUUUACUCAAACACAACGGUAUCUACCAAGCAAGUUGUUACACACUUGCUUGUUGUCACUAAGCAGGAUUUGUUGUUUGUCAUUGGUGUAAAUGAAAUUUUACAUGGAAAUCCAGAAUCUAUGGUUGAAAAAUACAGCAGCUUACAAAAUCAUGGAGCUGAAAGUAAGGAUUAUAUUAAUGUUUGGGAAAGAGGGGCAAAGAUGGUUGGUGCAAUCCAUGGUGAUGAAGCGGCUGUUAUCUUACAAACACCUCGGGGUAACCUGGAAUGUGUUUAUCCCAGAAAGUUGGUUCUUGCUUCGAUCAUUAAUGCUCUUCUUGAAGAACGUUUCAAAGAUGCUCUUCUCAUGGUAAGGCGGCACAGGAUCGACUUCAAUGUUAUUGUUGAUUACUGUGGUCAGCAAGCUUUUAUUAAAUCAGCCACACAGUUUAUUUGUCAAGUGAAUAAUCUCAGCCACAUCACUGAAUUUAUUUCUUCUAUCAAAAACGAAAAUAUUCUGGAGACUUUGUACAAAGAUUAUGUUUCACUGCCUUGUCGUGGAGAUUUUCCAAAUGGAGGUUCAGAAAAUCCACAAAGUAUUGAGACGCAGAGCAAGGUUUCCUGUGUGCUUUUUGCAGUUCGGACGGCACUUGAGGAGCAUAUUCCAGAAAGCCCUGCAAGGGAACUGUGCAUAUUAACCACUUUGGCUCGUAGUGAACCUCCUGCUUUAGAAGAAGCACUGAACAGAAUAAAAGUUACCCGUGAAAUGGAAUUAUCCAGGGUUAAUGAUGAUAGGAGAAAGGCAUACCCCUCUGCUGAAGAAUCACUUAAGCAUCUUUUGUGGUUAACAGAUCCUGAGGCUGUAUUCGAAGCUGCUCUUGGCCUGUAUGAUUUGAACCUUGCUGCUAUUGUAGCAUUGAACUCUCAGAAGGAUCCGAAAGAAUUUCUUCCUUUCUUAAGGGAACUGGAACAACUUCCACCAGCAAUUAUGAGAUAUCAAAUUGAUUUGAAAUUACAAAGGUAUGAGAGUGCCCUUAAACAUAUUAUUUCAACUGGUGAUGCUCAUUUUGAAGAUUGUAUGAAUCUCUUGAAAAGUAAUCCAGAGCUUUUUCCACUUGGUCUCCAAUUGUUGACUGACCUUGAUAAGAGAAAGCAAGUUUUGGAGGCCUGGGGAGAUCAUCUUUUUGCCGAAAAAUGUUUUGAAGAUGCUGCAACAACUUUUCUAUGUUGCUCAUUAUUUCAGAAAGCUCUGAAGGCAUAUCGUGCAGGUAGUGAUUGGAGAGGUGUACUCACAAUGGCAGGGCUUCUUGGACUACAAAAAGACGAAGUUCUUCAAACGGCAAAUGAUUUAUGUGAAGAAUUUCAGACUAUUGGAAAACCAUCAGAAGCUGCUAAAAUUGCUUUGGAUUAUUGUGCAGAUGUUGAUCGAGGUGUAGGUUAUUUUGUAAUGGCACGAGAAUGGGAUGAGGCCCUUCGGGUUGCCUGUGCAUAUGAGAGAGAUGAUUUAAUCUCCCUUGUAAAAGAUGCAGCUUUGGAUUGUGCUUACACACUAGUGACUGAAUACAAAGAGAGAACAGAGAAAGUAGGUCAAUACUUGUCCCGCUACCUAACUGUGCGCCGGAGUAGGUUAACCCUGGCCGCUAAGCUUCAUUCCGAGGAUAGACCAAUUGGUGAUGCUGAAUAUGACACUGUUUCUGAAGCCAGCAGUAGUUUCAGUGGAAUGAGUGCAUACACCCGAAGAUCAAAAACAAAUUCUACUGCAUCAAUCAUCUCUAGCACUGCAAGCAAAGUGCGGGAUAUAAGACGACAGAAGAAAAAAGGCGGUGGAAAAAUUCGCGCUGGAAGCCCGGGAGAGGAGAUGGGCCUGGUAGAUCAUUUGAAGAGCAUGUCUCUAACUGAAAGUGCUCGGCGCGAUCUUAAAUCCAUAUUGCGAGCUCUUGUAAUGACGGGCGAGGUCGACACGGCUAAACAUGUGCAAAGUGUAGGUAAAAAUUUUGAAUUGUCUCAACUGGCUGCUGAGAAACUCAUCGAAGAUACGGUAGGCACAAACAUCAUCGACGAAAGUUCGCAUACAUUGGAGCAUUAUUUGAAAAUUUUGCAAGGUUCACCUCAUUCUCAAAUCCUUUCAUGGCAAUCCAAUGUUUUAAUUUGAUUUUUACGGUAAGUUAUAAUUUAUUUAUUUUUUUGGUUCCAUCAUGAUAUAUAAACUUUCACUUGUUUAUGGUUUUUAUGUGAUUGUAUUACUGUUUUUGGCCAACAGCAUUGUGUUUGGUUUGCAAAUUUUGAACAAAUAAAUGGAACUUAAUAAACCCAGGGGUAUUAGU
This is a messenger RNA of Dioscorea cayenensis subsp. rotundata (Guinea yam), 4227 nucleotides long. Its product is annotated as elongator complex protein 1. The coding region runs from base 54 to 4055 and encodes 1333 amino acids. The transcript is spliced from 5 exons. The record is from RefSeq and is a predicted model, not a curated record. NCBI's taxonomy places the organism in Eukaryota, Viridiplantae, Streptophyta, Magnoliopsida, Dioscoreales, Dioscoreaceae. Gene Ontology annotation, molecular function: tRNA binding; protein binding. Gene Ontology annotation, cellular component: elongator holoenzyme complex; cytosol. Gene Ontology annotation, biological process: tRNA wobble base 5-methoxycarbonylmethyl-2-thiouridinylation.